This is a messenger RNA of Debaryomyces fabryi, 858 nucleotides long. It is a transcript of the gene NBN1, whose product is annotated as histone acetyltransferase. The coding region runs from base 1 to 858 and encodes 285 amino acids. The record is from RefSeq and is a predicted model, not a curated record. Gene Ontology annotation, biological process: regulation of DNA-templated transcription. Gene Ontology annotation, cellular component: Rpd3L complex; nucleus; Rpd3L-Expanded complex. The transcript has a single exon. Lineage: Eukaryota; Fungi; Ascomycota; Pichiomycetes; Serinales; Debaryomycetaceae.
AUGGAUACGACAACUGUGUUAGAUAAGUACACACAAGAUCUAUCCAACUUGCCUUUGGAAGUGAAACAUCUAUUACAAGAGUUGAAAAAUAAAGAUGUGCAGUUGCAAGAGGCAAGGAAGAGGUAUCAAACAAAAGAUAACCAAAUACAUAAAUUUAUACGAGCCAAUGGAACUUUAACCAAGCAUCCAAAGGAGCAACAGAUAUAUAAUAAAAUAGAAGAGGAUAUGGUGUUGGUUAAAAAAUUGCAAAAGGAAAAAAUAUUGUUAGCCAAUACGGCGUUGUUUUUGGUAUCCAAACAUUUAUCUAACUUUGAGACUGAUAUAGCCAAAUUAGAAAGAGAUGAGCUAUUACCUCCCGUUGAUAAUGUUAUGGAACUCGAUACACCAUCGUCUGAUAUGAAUAGCGUCAUCAAUGGGUUAAGUGAUAAUCUUUCGGGCACAACUACACCUAGAGGGCAUUCGGCAUCUACACCUGUGGCAGACAGUGCAGCCAAUAGCAUGCUCAGAAAAGCACAAAAGAGGAAGCAUGCUCUUAAUAUAAAGGGAACAAGUGGAUUAACGAAACCAUCUAAGAGAAUGAAAUCGGAAGAUUUCGAGGACAAGAAAUAUGAUUCUGAUUCGUUAUCUAGAUCUAAUGAAGGACCAGGUAACAAUGGUGAAGACGCUGAUAACAACCUAUACUGUUUCUGUCAACGAGUAUCGUUUGGUGAAAUGAUUGGGUGUGAUAAUGACGACUGUAAAUUCGAAUGGUUCCACUGGAGCUGUGUGGGCAUCACUGCACCCCCAAAGGACGACGAGAUUUGGUAUUGUCCUGACUGUGCUCCAAAAAUGGAGAAGAGAAAGAAGAAGAGAAAGUAG